Mytilus trossulus (common blue mussel) is the source of this 5845-nucleotide messenger RNA. Its product is annotated as regulation of nuclear pre-mRNA domain-containing protein 1B-like. Gene Ontology annotation, biological process: mRNA 3'-end processing. The coding region runs from base 73 to 1197 and encodes 374 amino acids. The transcript has 10 exons. Gene Ontology annotation, molecular function: RNA polymerase II complex binding. The record is from RefSeq and is a predicted model, not a curated record. NCBI's taxonomy places the organism in Eukaryota, Metazoa, Mollusca, Bivalvia, Mytilida, Mytilidae.
AAUUUAUUUGGCACAUCUUGUUUACUUCCGGUUUCGGGACAGCUGUGGUCAUCAGAAACAAACAGCAUAAACAUGUCUUCAUUUACAGAUAGCAACUUCGUAAAGAAAUUAAGCGAACUGAACAACACACAGCAGAGUAUUCAGACUUUAUCUUUAUGGCUGAUUCACCACAGAAAACAUUCAAAAACCAUAACCCAAGUAUGGCUGAGAGAACUGCAAAAAGUCCGUCCUUCAAUGAGAUUGAUAUAUAUGUACCUAGCUAAUGAUGUAAUACAGAACAGUAAGAAGAAAGGACCUGAAUUUACCAGAGAUUUUGCUACUGUAAUGACAGAUGCUUUUGCUUCAGCUACAAAAGAUGCUGAGGAAAAGGUGAAGAAAUCAGUGGAUAGAAUAUUAAAUAUAUGGCAGGAACGAGGUGUUUAUAGUAAAAACACAAUAGACAAAAUCAAAAGUGGAACAGCCCUUCAAGACAUUACAGAGAGAAGGAAGAAAAAGAUUGAAGAAUAUAUACCUACCUAUAAAAAAGCUAUAUCAGAUAUAGCUGCUGAAAUAAACUUAAAAAGAGGAAGAGACAAGAAAAAAGUAGAGGAAUAUGUACCUGUCAAUAAGGUCAAAGACCCACAGCCAGUUGAAGCAGCACCUCCUAAUAAGAAAAAGAAGAAAGAAGAAAUGUUGUCAUUGAGGGAAGAAAUAGAGCUUAUGUCAAAAGAUGAUACAAGUGGCCCACCAGAUGCAGAAGAAUUAGUGAAACGUUUAUCAGACCUUGAGCAUUCAGCGUCUAGUGAUGCUGCUGUAAGAGAGAAGAUUGCUGCUCUUCCACCUGAAGUGUCUGAUGUUAACCACCUUGCCAAAAUUCAUGACAAAGAAUCUGGUGUGAUAUUGUCAAGAAAAGUAGAAGAUGCAUGUAUAUUGUUGUCUGAAUAUAAUUUUCGAUUAAAUGCAGAGUUAGAAGAAAGGAAAAUGGUUGGGAAAAUGUUAAAAGAUUUUAUAGCUUGCCAAAAAGAACAAUUAAUGUCUGCAGAGAAAAAAAUAGAGGAAUACAAGAAACGAUUAGAUAAAGUGACUGAAGUCCGAGGAGAAUUGGAAUCUCACAUAAAAAAUUUACCUGAUUUUGAUCUUUUACCUCGUUUAACUGGUGGUCUUGCACCAUUGCCUUCAGCUGGUGAUCUUUUCAACAUGCAAGAUGGUAGACAUUGACACAGUAUUAGGGUUUGGAUAAAAAUGGCUCCGUAUAUAAAGAAGGCAUUCCUGUUAGUACAGAUGAAGUGACUAGUCAGUAAAUGUGCAGAUAUUGUCUUAUUCCAUCAUCAUCCUCCAUCUAUCACCGUGAUGAGUGCUCCUAUUUAUAUGUUUCAAAUGAAUGGUCAUCUCUGUUCUGAAACUAGUAGUGCUGUGUAAUACUUAAAAUGUUGUUAUAAAAAAUUAUUUCUGUAAUUAUUUCAGAUUGUAUAAAUCUUACUGGUAUUCCUGGUAAUGAUCACAUGUCAACUUUUGCAAAGUUGUCUGUCAUCCAUUCUUUUAAAAAAUGCUUUGAAAUUGAUGGACCAUUUUGGAGCUUUUUGUAUGAUCCUAAUAGCAGUUUUGUGCUCUCCAGCAUAAAAGUGCUAUCAGAAUGCUAUUUAAUAGCAUUUUUAUGCUGGCCCUGGAGAGGGAAUUAAGUGUUACCCUUGUCCAUUCCUACCUACAUUCUUCCUUAAAUUGGUCAUUCUUUUACAAUGUUGUGGAUCCUAUACACAAUGCUAACUAUGAAAAAAUGGAGAUGAAAAUCGAAUUUGGGUAACUUCACUUUUACCGUUCUAGUGUAACGCCCCUUUAUAACAUUAUUUGCAAGCAGGGGAAUCAUCUGUAUCCCAUGGAAACAUUCUCCAUUUAUUAAUUUAAAAAACCUUCCUGUAGACUUCUUGUCAGCCAAGUGCUUAAUGGGUGUCAACAUGACAACAAAUUUUUCCCUCAAAUUCUAUAAAUGUGAUGUCAUGGAGAAUUAUUUUUUGAACUAAUUUAGCAAUUUAUUGUGGGCAUUUUAAUCUGAGUCUCAGAGUUACCAAAUGCAUUUCUCCUCAUUUGGUCACCCAAUCGCAAAGUUAAUUAAAUUGAAAGAAAGAUGGAUUUUUUUAACUCAGAUGAUAGUGGACAUUGUAUUAAAACUGUAGUAUAUUAAGAUUACCCUAUAGGCAUUGCAUAAUAACUCCAGUAUGGAUGAUAGAUUGGGAUACAAGCUCCUUAAGUUUUUUAUUUGUAGUCGUUUAAAAUUUGGGUUUUUGGUAAAUUUUUAAAGAAAAAAAAAUCAAAUCUUCUUAAAAUUGCAUAUAGCACACGUACACAAUAUAAUUAGUUAUAGUAAAAGUCAACUUUGUGAUUUAUUUUGUUUGUUGUGGAUUUGUCCAAUUAUAAAAAGAAAUUUGAUUAAAAGGCAAUUUUUGCCUGAGUUAGAUUUAGAUAUUAGUUUAACUAUAAACACAGAGAUUUUGAAAAAGAAUUUUAGAGCAUUUGAUUAUAAUGAAGACGCAUUGACUGCACUUAUAUUCUUGGACAUUUACACUUGAACAUUUAGAUUUGGACAUUUAGACUUGGACAUUUAGACUUAGACAUAACAAAACACCUAAAUGAGGUAGUAUUGUUUAUAUAUAAUUCAUUAUACAACCAAGUGUAAAUUCUUAGAUUACAUUGAUACUGGUGAAAUGUUUAAAUAACUGUGGAUUCGUUUAGAUCUGUGAGUACCGACUUUAAAAAAAAGGGGGGGAUUCAGGAAAACUGUAUUUCCAUGAAUAUUUGAUUUUGUGGUUCUGCUAAAGUCAGCCUAUAAGCCUAUAGAAAUUUGUAUUUAGUUGAACAAUUAAAAUCCUGGUCUACAAAUUGGUACCCCACAGAUAAUAAUGAAUCCACAGUAAACCAUAAUGCCUUGUAGUAUGAAAGUUGAAGACAGAAUGGCAGUAUAUUUUUAUGAGAGAGAAGAAUGUUUGUUUUUUAUUUUGUUAGUUUUACAAGAAAACAUGUAUUUGUUAUUACAUCAAUAUUAAUGUGUAGAGAUUUCUAUGCAUCCUUUUAUAUUUUGUAGUUUGUAUUGUUCUACCCAUAGUUUGAAAAAUUUCAAAUUUUUCAAAAAUAUUUUCAUUCACAAAAGAAAUACAUUUGUAAAAUAAACUCUUAUCUGUGUAACAAAAGCACAAGGUGACUUUAAAGGUUUUGUUGUAUAUUCUACUACUGUGAAAGUAAUUUAAUUCGUGGGUAUCAAUUUUUGUGGUUUGAGCAAUAUUUACAUGUUUGUGGGUUUUUAAGUUCGUGGAUUUUAGUUUUCUAAAACAAAAUAAAAAAUUAAAGCCUUUAGAAACGAAGGUUACAAAUAGUCUGGAUUGAAGGAAUUUGCAAAGUAAACAUUGACCCGUGUAAAUCGUAGUGACAACACUAAUUAACCCAAGUCUGGAUUGAAGGAAUUUGCAAAGUAAACAUUGACCCGUGUAAAUCGUAGUGACAACACUAAUUAACCCAAGAUAAAGUGAUCAACAGAUUAAGGACCAUCAAAGGUGUUAAUUAGACCAUAAAUAUGUCACCUAAAGAAAUCAGUAUCUUAAAUUGUAAAAUAAUUCUAAUCAAAAUCAAGCCCAGCAUGAAAUUAUUAUUUCCCAUAUGUACGAAAACUAUGAGGAUAUAAAAUGAACACUUUAUCAUACUAGCAUAUCAAUACCAGAAAUCUGACUUUCAUAAAUAAAAAAUAUUUUUAUGAAAAUUAAAAGAUCAAAAGUUGUACAGUUUAGGUUAAUAAAGAUUAAAUGGGUAUACUUUCUGCAUGCAGUUGUAGUGCUGUGACUGCUAUUAAAGUAUUCUCAGAUUCGAGGUUAUUCAAUAUAUUCUCUAGAUCAUAUCAGUAGUCAAACCUUCAUGGGGAUCUUUCCGUGUCUUGAUUUGAACAAUGGUUGUUUUAUUUCGUUAGACACUUAAAUUUGUGGAUAAAGUCAUCCACGAAAAUUGGUACCCCACAAAUAAAAGUACUUUCACAGUAUUAUUGAUCACAUUUUCCAAAAUUAUUUAAUUCGAUUUGUGAAAAAAUGUCAGUCUUUGUAACAAAACAUCAAACUGUUUACUGAGUAACAGAUUUAAUGCUAAAUUAUACAAUGGCGGAAAAUGUUUGAUUUUUUUAUAUGGCUCAUUCUUGGUUGUUAAUAAUCUUUCCUCAUAAACACCAAGCUCUGUACGCAAGAAAUGUUGUCUUCUCGAGAGAGCAUUGAAAUUGUCAAACAAUGGAGAAGAAAUAAUUGCAUAGGUUGAAAAAAAAAUGUUCAAUUGAUUUGAAGUUUGUUUGUUGAUGCAUAAAGUAAAUUGGUAAUUGAAAGUACCUAUAAAUAGAAUAUUCAAAUUCAAAAUUUUAUCACAAAACUUUUUUGUAACAAUACAUUUUACCUGAUUUAUACUGAUUAUAAGUACAUGUAUUAUUUUAGUUUGCUAAGAUGAUUAAAAAGAAGAUUUUUGCAUCAAUAAGUCAUGUUGUUAAUGUUCUACUGAUAUUUUUGUUGCUUUGGCUCUUUAUGGGUUAAUGGUAGCCCUUAAGUUUUUUUGAAAAUGAAUUUAUUAUUUUUCUGUAAUCAGUAGGAAUUUUUAAGCAUUGUGUACUUUCAACUGUGCUAAUUUUGUAUUUUAAAAAGGUCUGUUCACUGUAGUAUAAAAACACAUUUUCAAGGUUUACUUUACUCAAAAUAGACUUUUAAAAACAUAAAAAAACGAAUUAAAAAAAAAUGAUCCCCAAAAUAUGAGAUAUGGAGUACUUAUAGUUAGAAUAUGUCACACAAUUUCGCGUCUUGAUAAGAUUUUGACUUUAUUUUCUGAUUUAAGGUAGUAGUUUGAGGUGUAGUACUGUGGAUUAUUUUUGAUUUCCUGGAUGGAUAUUUGAUGUUCUGGUUUUGCAAAAGUCUGCAUAGAAGCCCAUAGAACAUUUGUACUUCUUUGAUCUUUAAAUUUGUGGCUCACCUUUCCCCAAAUUGGUAUCCCAUAAACUAUAAUGAAUCCACGGUAUGACAUCAUAAAGAUAAUCAUAGGUAUGUCAGUUUUAAUGCAAGGAACAGUAUCUAGUACAUUUUACUACACAUUAAUACUUGUAAGAUUGAACACAUGUCAUUUGUCAUCAUUUGAUGGACAGAUUCUAGCUUGAUCAGAACGCAUUCAAUCUUACCAGGAGAUUGAUUGGCUACCAGAAUAUACAUGACGUGAUCAGUAAAUUUACUUCCAGGAGAUUGAUUGGCUACCAGAAUAUACAUGUGAUCAGUAAAUUUACUUCCAGGAGAUUGAUUGGCUACCAGAAUAUACAUGUGAUCAGUAAAUUUACUUCCAGGAGAUUGAUUGGCUACCAGAAUAUACAUGUGAUCAGUAAAUUUACUUGUGUCUUAUUUCUUAUUGGGCAAUUUUUGCUCAGUUUGAAUUUGCAUGGCAUAUGAUGCCUGCAGAGAUGCUUAUACUGCCACCCACCAAGACUAACUGUGUUUUGAAAUAACAUUGGGUUAACUUUGUAAUAAAUGUAGAUUUCUGAAAUCAGAUAGAAUAAAAACCCUCUGGCAUUUUGCAUCAGUUUGUAUUUUUCACCACAUAUUUUGAAAACAAAAUUUGAUAUUUACCGGUACAUUUAAGAUUCACUAUAAAAUUAGAAUGUCUUCUAAGGGAAAUAGUUUAAGGGAGAUAACUGACCUUGUUCAUCAUUUUUAAUCAGAACUGAUUUGUCUUUCUAAAAUCUCAAAAGAUUAAUUGUUUAUAACUUAAUUGAUUCUAAGAUUGACUUGAUGUUGGUUGUUAAAGAGGUCACACCUGUGUAUUGUAUGAUGUUAUUACAAUAUUUUAGAUAAUAAAAUCAUUUUUAUGUGUA